UCGCUCGCCCGCGGGCUGGAAGUCAACAGUCUUAUAUGAGCGUCGGUCAGUCGGUCGGUGAACGGACUCGGAGCUCGACCUCUCCCGCUCCACACCGCCCACACCAGGCCGGACUUCACCUCUCUUGUCGGCCCCGGGGCAACUUUUUUCUCUCCUCCCGCUGCCGCCGCCGCCUCCGCUGCCGCGCGUCUCCGGCCGGAUCCACGUGCCGCCGCCUGAUGACGUGGGACUCGUGGCAGGACGGAGGGAUGAGCUGUGGUGAAGACACGCUCCUGCCUGUUGUUCACCAGCUGCUGGAUUGCUUCACAUGAUCAACCCCUCAGGAUUUAGAACUGGGAUCGGCUCUGUGUCGACACGUCACCACUGAGCAGAGUCAUUACGAAGUCGGGCGCACGUUUGGUGUGGACACUUGACUCCGUCUGAGGAUUCACCAUGUGAGCUCAGAGGUCACAUUAAUUUACAGCGGGCUGUGUAGGUACAUCUGCCGGUCCUUGUCCUUGUUCUGUGCCAGUGGGGUUUUCUUUUUUUCCCGUCAGGGCUACGAUCCAGUACUUGUAAAAAAAUAGAUGACAUUUUCACAGUGAACUUGACACCGGGAGAAAGAAAAAAUGACUCUAUCCUUGGCCCUCAUUCUCUGUUGAUGAUGGAGUAAAUCUCGUGACACCGAGACUGAGUCCAUAGCCAUGAUGGCCGCCGCCUCUCCAGAGGCGAACCAGCCCCGGCUGCAGCUCCAGGAGGUGGACUCCGGCCGAGUCGGGAGUUGCGUCCUCGCCCCGAUGCUCGGCUCCCCGUCGCCCGGGCUGUCCCUCGACGCCAGCAAGCCCAUCUGCAUCCCGUCCCCUUACACCGACCUCGGCCACGACUUCACCACCAUUCCCUUCUACAGCCCCACCAUCUUCAGCUACGCCGGUCCCAGCAUUUCGGACUGUCCGUCCGUCCACCAGUCGCUCAGCCCCUCCUUGUUCUGGCCCGGCCACGGCCACAUGGGGGCGCCCAUUCCCCUGCACCACCACGCCCCGGCCCGACCCCAGCACGGCCAGGCCAUACAGAGUCCGUGGGUGGAUUUGGCGCCACGGGACAGUGUCUCAACAAACAGCAAGAGCGCGAGGAGGCGUUCCCAGGAGGGCGAGGAGGGCGUGGUGUCGUCGGGCGGCAAGGCGGACCUCCACUACUGCGCCGUGUGUCACGACUACGCCUCGGGCUACCACUACGGCGUCUGGUCGUGUGAGGGCUGCAAGGCCUUCUUCAAGAGGAGCAUCCAGGGUGAGAUGCAAAAACGACACAACGACUACAUCUGCCCGGCAACCAAUCAAUGCACCAUAGACAAGAAUCGCCGUAAGAGCUGCCAAGCGUGUCGCCUCCGGAAGUGCUAUGAAGUCGGCAUGACCAAGUGCGGAAUGCGAAAGGAGCAGGGAACCUACCGGAACCCGAAGACGAGGCGACUGACCCGUCUGUCGGCGCAGGGCAGAGCGAACGGGCCCAAGGCUCUGACCGGGCCGGCGGGCGGCCUGCUGAUCGAGCUGCAGCCGCCGGCGCUGACCCCGGAGCAGCUGAUCAAGCGGAUCAUGGAGGCGGAGCCGCCGGAUAUCUUCCUCAUGAAGGACAUGAGUGGACCGCUGACGGAGGCCAACGUCAUGAUGUCGCUCACCAACCUGGCGGACAAGGAGCUGGUCCACAUGAUCAGCUGGGCCAAGAAGAUUCCAGGGUUCGUGGAGCUCGGCCUCUUGGACCAGGUGCACCUGCUGGAGUGCUGCUGGCUGGAGGUGCUGAUGAUGGGGCUGAUGUGGCGGUCGGUGGCCCACCCGGGGAAACUCAUCUUCUCCCCCGACCUCAGCCUGAGCAGACAUGUGCCUCAGCUCCUCCGAGGGCAGCGAGGAGCCGCAGAGUCGCUCCAAGCUGCUUCACCUCCUGGACGCCGUGACGGACGCUCUGGUGUGGGCCAUCGCCAGGACCGGCCUCACCUUCCGCCAGCAGUACACCCGCCUCGCGCACCUGCUCAUGCUGCUCUCGCACAUCCGCCACGUCAGCAACAAAGGCAUGGACCACCUCCACUGCAUGAAGAUGAAGAACAUGGUGCCUCUGUACGACCUGCUGCUGGAGAUGCUGGACGCCCACAUCAUGCACAGCUCCCGCCUGCCUCGCCAGGCGUCCCCCCCGCCGGAGUGCGCCGACCUGGGGGAGGUCGCGGCUCGGCCCCCCGGCAGCACCGGGGACGCAGGCGAACCCCAGUAGUCCCCAGACGGGAGAAUCCACACGCCAUGAGUUAUUUCACUGCUUUGCACAAACCGAUCCACAGGACUGAUUCUGGAUGCCCGGUGAGCUUCUCGAGUCCCAAGAUUAAAAGCUUUAGAAGUUCGACCGGACUUGCAUGUUGGAACAGAAGUUUUUCAACGUUCACGUCUUUUCUGCUACCCGCCGCGAGGUCUCUCAAGGCUCAGAGGGGAAUUUUUACACCAGAUAAUGAGCCACUUCUUGUGCCGAAGCAAGGCGAUGAGUUACACUUGCCAAAGUAAUUGGGACAGGAGAGCGCUCUGACAGAUGCUGAGAUGUUCUUACCAGAGAUAAUACAGCUGCAGCUGGAGAGAAAGGCCUUGAAAUUGGAAAUGAAUCCGUGUUUGUUUCCAGUCAGAAAACCAACUUUACAGAAACGACAGCGACUUAAAUUUUUCUGAAGUCGAGAGAGCGGAUUUGUAAUCGAGACGUUUUAGUUGACCACCAGAGGGCGCUGUGAAACGCCAGCUCACUCCCGGCAAUCCGUCGCUGUUCAGUCCUCGGCUUUCAAUCGCUGGCCACACAUCCCUCUUCUCUCGUGACCGCCGUUGCCCUCGACACAACCUUGCACUCACAUCUGUCGAGUUUCCGCUCUGAGGCGAAAGAAUAAGAAUGAGGGUAUUUUUGUAUCUCGCUACAGGAGCUGCUGUGAAGCACAGUCGAGGCGACGCAGCUUCGGCGAACACGAUCACUGUGAAGUUCACGGUCGCUCACCAGACGUAGACUUUGAAUACGAACUGCUGUCUGGUCUCCGGCGCCCCCUUCAGUCCGUCUGUCUGCCGUGUUGUUCCCUCUAGUCUUACUUUAUAUCAUCGAUGCGCACAUGUACUUGUAGUAGAGUCCGACCGAUAUGGAUUUUUAAGGGGGCAGAUGCCGAUAUCGAUAUCGGGGAGUGACGAAAAUGACGAUGCCGAUGACAAACCUUUGACAAAAUAUGUAAAUGCGGCUUGAUAUUUUACAGUUUAACCAUAAAAUUUUAAAUGGACUGUAUUUAUAUAGAGCUUUUCUAGUCUUAUAGACCAGCGCAAGUCACAAUCGCACAUUCAUACAGCGCUGCUAUUUACCACGCUUUCAAAACAUUUUUUAUAUCACAUUCAUACACUGAGUGUCUUGCCCAAGGACACGUCGGCAUGCGGCCUGGGGGAGAAGCUGGGAUCGAACCGCCACCCGCCCACUUUAAUGCAAAUAACUAAUAGAACUUGAAUUAAGGAAAAAAAACAUUUAGCCUAAAAUGUGAACAUCUUUUCUGCGUCGUUUGUUCUGUAAAAUAAGUUUUCAUAUGGGUCAUGUAACAAACGCUGACACGGCUUUGUCGGUGAAAGGCUCAUGUCGGCCGAUUGGUCGGGCUCUACUUCCUGCUCUUAGAAGAAUCUCAUACCUGCUUCAUUUCUGGUGAAAUCUUUUAAUAAUGAACGUGUAAACUAGUAAUUCUACGUUUGUCAAUUAUCAAACCUUUUCAGUACGUUCGACGUCAUCAUUAACGUAAGAAUCGUGUCGUUGUGUCUCUGAGGGUUUUGAGUUUGCAGACAGUUUUUUAAUUCCUUUGUUUUUCUUGUACGUUUGUGUUUAGUCACUCAUUCUGGUUUUACACCACGACAUGAAGCAAAACAUCUUGUACAGAUACGACUGUGGCACAUUGAAAUGUGGUUUAUAGAUGCCAUUAAAAAAAAUGAAGUCA
Messenger RNA from Scophthalmus maximus (turbot), 3949 nucleotides. RefSeq names its product estrogen receptor 2a (gene esr2a). The transcript is spliced from 8 exons. NCBI's taxonomy places the organism in Eukaryota, Metazoa, Chordata, Actinopteri, Pleuronectiformes, Scophthalmidae. The coding region runs from base 684 to 2513 and encodes 609 amino acids. Gene Ontology annotation, biological process: estrogen receptor signaling pathway; regulation of DNA-templated transcription; cellular response to estradiol stimulus. The record is from RefSeq and is a predicted model, not a curated record. Gene Ontology annotation, cellular component: nucleus. Gene Ontology annotation, molecular function: sequence-specific DNA binding; nuclear receptor activity; steroid binding.